Molecule: messenger RNA, 837 nt
Organism: Fragaria vesca subsp. vesca
Lineage: Eukaryota; Viridiplantae; Streptophyta; Magnoliopsida; Rosales; Rosaceae
Product: ethylene-responsive transcription factor RAP2-11-like
Exons: 1
Coding region: 1-837 (278 amino acids)
Biological process (GO): regulation of DNA-templated transcription
Molecular function (GO): DNA-binding transcription factor activity; DNA binding
Source: RefSeq, a predicted model, not a curated record
AUGGGACUUCAAUCGCAAAAGCACGAAAAAGGGAUCUCCGCCGAGAAAGAAAGCAAGUUGAAGCAGAGGAGCAGCAACACUAAAUGCAAAUUUGUUGGGGUGAGACAAAGGCCGUCAGGGAAAUGGGUGGCAGAGAUCAAGGACACAACAAAGAAGAUUAGAAUGUGGCUUGGAACGUUUGAAACUGCUGAGGAAGCUGCUCGAGCUUAUGAUGAAGCUGCAUGCCUUCUUCGUGGUUCGAAUACCAGAACCAACUUCACCAGUAGUCAUGUUGCUUCCAAUUCUCCACUCUCUUUGAAAAUCAAGAACCUCCUCAACCACAAAAAAAGCUUGACACAACAAAGCCCUUCAACCUCCAACACAAUGAAAACCACCCCUAAAGCUAGUACUAGAGUUAGUUGUACUAUCACUGAUAACAAUAUUAUUCAUAGUUCUGGUUACUAUAAUGGUCAUUGCAGCUCUCAGCUUAGUUUCAAAACCCACAACAUUGAGGUGUCUGGUGAUGCAUAUAGACCAGACCUCAGCAACUGCAUUGGGAAUAAUGUUCAAGUACCGGCUAUGUUGCACCUGGAUCAACCAUGGCAAUUCUUAAGUGGGUUUGAUCAGCUUCCAAAUAACCAUGAAGGGUUGGAUUCAACGAAAGGCAUUGCCACUGGAGUGUCGCAUAGUGCUGCAGAGCCAAAUCAGCUGACAGAAUUCGAACACGCAAAGGUAGAAAGGCAGAUGACUUCAGCUUCAUUUUAUGCAAUGAACGAAGUCAACGAGUACUUGGAGAAUACAUAUGAUGAUGCUCUGUGGGAUCUUCCUACUCUGUCUCAGUUGUUCUGCCUUAGCUGA